This is a messenger RNA of Coregonus sp. 'balchen', 23730 nucleotides long. Lineage: Eukaryota; Metazoa; Chordata; Actinopteri; Salmoniformes; Salmonidae. The record is from the annotation of a GenBank genome assembly.
AUGGCGUUAAGGUCUACAUCUAAUCUUAUGAAUUAUAUCUGCCCAUCUUUAAUAUCUAAGCUCAUACAUAGUUAUUUUUGUUUUUCAGAUGUUAAAUCUCAAAUCUGGCGAUGAGCUGCUCCACGUUUUCUGUACUUUAUCCAACAGAAUAUCCUCUCUGAUGAUAUAAGUGUGUGUGCGUGUGUGCGUCCUUGUGUGCACGUAAAUAUGUGUGUGUCUGUCUGUGUGUAUGAGUGUGUGUUUUGUCUGCAGUUUGUUGUGUUCCCAUGCCAACCCCUGUGUGUCUGUGGUUGUGGGUCAGAGGGUUAGCGUGGCUCCGUGUUGCCUAUAAGCAGAUAAGAGCCAGCGGGGGGAAACUAUGUGAAUCCUAGUAACACUGCCCCCGCUCUCCCUCCCUCCGUUCCUUGUCCAGCCUGCCUGCCUCCAGUCUGUCUGGUGCCAAGUAUCAGAUUUCAGAAUUUCCUUCUACAAGCCACAUUUAGAGUCAGCCAGCAGAGUCCACACAUCCCCUUGCCCCUCUCUCUCUUUCAAUCUUUCUCUCUCUCUGUCUCUCUCUCUCUUGCUAUCACUUUUUCUCUCUCACUAUCCCGCCCUUUCUGGCUCUAUCUCACACUCUCUCUUUCUGGCUGUCUCUACUUUGCUCUCUCUCAACCUCUGUCCCCUUUAUCCCUCUCUGUCAGUACUGUCCUUCUGCCUCAUUAUGCAUCUCUCUCUCUCUGCCUCAUUAUGCAUCUCUCUCUCGCGCACACACGCGCGUGGAAACACACACAAUCCUUCACCUUCUGUGACAUGAAUACAAUGAUAAUUGUAGAAGUUACCUCUAACCAAAUCAAAAAUAAUAUCACAUUUUAAUUGUCACAUGCUUCGUAAACAACAAGUGUAGACUAACAGUGAAAUGCUUACUUACAGGCCUUUCCCAACAAUGCAGAAUACAAUAAAAAAAGUAUGAAUGUAACACGAGGAAUAAAUACACAAUGAGCAAUGACAGCUUGGCUAAAUACAGUAUAUGUUGAGUAUGUAUGAGUUGAUGUGCGGGAGUACAAGGAAAUGUAGGUAGAUACAGUAUGUACAUAUACAGUGCCUUCGGAAAGUAUUCAGACCCCUUGACUUUCCACAUUUUGUUACGUUACAGCCUUAUUCUAAAAUGGAUUUAAAAAUAAUAUCUUUAGCAAUUUACGCAAAAUACCCCAUAAUGACAAAUGUAAAUACCUUAUUUACAUAAGAAUUCAGAUCAUUUGCUAUGAGACUCGAAAUUGAGCUCAGGUGUAUCCUGUUUCCAUUGAUCAUCCUUGAGAUGUUUCUACAACUAUAUUGGAAUCCACCUGUCGUAAAUUCAAUUGAUUGAACAUGAUUUGGAAAGGCACACACCUGUCUAUACAAGGUCCCACAGUUGACAGUGCAUGUCAGAGCAAAAACAUAGCCAUGAGGUUGAAGGAAUUUUCCGUAGAGCUCCGAGACAGGAUUGUGUUGAGGAACAGAUCUAGGGAAGGGUACAAAAACAUUUCUGCAGCAUUGAAGGUCCCCAAGAACACAGUGGCCUCCAUCAUUCUUAAAUGGAAGAAGUUUGGAACCACAGAGAAUCUUCCUAGAGCUAGCCGCCUAGCCAAAACUGAGCAAUCGGAGGAGAAGGGACUUGGUCAGGGAGGUGACCAAGAACCCGAUGGUCACUCUGACAGAGCUCCAGAGUUCCUCUGUGGAGAUGGGAGAACCUUCCAGAAGGACCACCAUCUCUGCAGACGUCCACCAAUCAGGCCUCUAUGGUAGAGUGGCCAGACGGAAACCAUUCCUCAGUAAAAGGCACAUGACAGCCCGCUUGGAGUUUGCCAAAAGGCACCUAAAGACUCUCAGACCAUGAGAAACAAGAUUCUCUGGUCUGAUGAAACCAAGAUUGAACUCUUUGGCCUGAAUGCCAAGCGUCACGUCUGGAGGAAACCUGGCACCAUUCCUAAGGUGAAGUAUGGUGGUGGCAGCAUCAUGCUGUGGGGAUGUUUUUCAGCGGCAGGGACUGGGAGACUAGUCAGGAUCGAGGCAAAGAUGAACAGAGCAAAGUACAGAGAGAUCCUUGAUGAAAACCUACUCCAGCGUGCUCAGGACAUCAGACUGGGGCGAAGGUUCACCUUCCAACAGGACAACGACCCUAAGCACACAGCCAAGACAACACAGUAGUGGCUUCGGGACAAGUCUCUGAAUGUCCUUGAUUGGCCUAGCCAGAGCCUGGACUUGAACCCGAUCGAACAUCUCUGGCAAGACCUGAAAAUAGCUGUGCAGCGACACUACCCAUCCAGCCUGACCGAGCUUGAGAGGAUCUGCAGAGAAGAAUGGGAGAAACUCUCCAAAUACAGGUUUGCCAAGCUUGUAGCGUCAUACCCAAGAAGACUUGAGGCUGUAUUCACUUCCAAAGGUGCUUCAACAAAGUACUGAGUGAAAGGUCGGAAUACUUAUAUAAAUGUGAUAUUUCAUUUGAUUUGAUUUUAUAAAUUUGCAAAGAAAAAAAACAACUGUUUUUGCUUUGUCAUUGUUGUGGGGUAUUUUGUGUAGAUUUAUGAGGGGGGAAAAUUAAUUUAAUCCAUGUUAGAAUAAGGCUGUAAUGUGACAAAAUGUGGAAAAAGUCAAGGGGCAUGAAUACUUUCCGAAUGCACUGUAUAUGUGAGUGUGUGGGUAGAGUCCAGUGUGUGUGAAUAGAGUCAAAAAGAGUUAGUGCAAAAAUGGCCGAUGCAGAUAGUCUGGGUAGCUAUUUGGUUAACUAUUUAGCAGUCUUAUGGCUUGGGGUUAGAAGUUGUUCUGGAGCCUUUUGGUCCCAGAAUUGGCGCUCCGGUACCGCUUCCUGUGCAGUAGAAGAGAGAACAUUCUAUGACUUGGGUGGCUGGAUUCUUAGACAAUUUUUAGGGCCUUUCUCUGAGACUGCCUGGUAUAGAGGUCAUGGAUGGCAGGGAGUUCUGUCCGAGUCAUGUACUGGGCCAUACGCACUAUCCUCUGUAGGGCCUUGCGGUCAGAUGUCGAGCAGUUGCCAUACCAACCGGUGAUGCAGCCAGUCAAGAUGCUCUCAAUGGUGCAGCUGUAUAACAUUUUGAGGAUCUGAGGGCCCAUACCAAAUCUUUUCACCCUCCUGAAGGGGAAGAGGUGUUGUUGUGCCGUCUUCACGACUGUGUUGGUGUGUUUGGACCAUGAUAGGUCCUUAGUGAUGUGGUCACAGAGGAACUUGAAGCUCUCAAAACGCUCCACUACAGCCCUGUCAAUGUGAAUGGGGGCAUGUGACUGGGCAACUCUCGGCUGGGUUUUCCUUUGUUGUCCGUGAUAGUUUGCAUGCCCUGCCGACGAGCGUUAGAGCCGGUGUAGUAGGAUUCGAUCUUAGUCCUGUAUUGUAGCUUUGCCUGUUUGAUUGUUCGUCGGAGGGCGUAGCGGGAUUUCUUAUAAGCGUCCGGAUUAGUGUCCUGUGCCUUGAAAGCGGCAGCUCUAUCCUUAAGAUCAGUGCGGAUAUUUCCUGUAAUUCAUGGCUUCUGGUUGGGAUAUGUACGUACUGUCACUGUGGUGACACUUAUUGAUGAAGCCGGUGACUGAUGUGGUAAACUCCUAAAUGCCAUCCGCUGAUACAGGAUCUGAUGUUAUUUACAGUAAUUUCCCUAAGGGUUAAGGUUUGGGAUAGGGAGGGUAAUCUUAUCCUAGAUCUGUGGAUGAGGACAAUGUGUAUCUAUACCAACAAGCUCUCACAAUCUCACUGCAGAAUUGGAUGUUUAUCCACAUGUCAAAUUUAGAAGUAGGUUUUUCCUUUAGCAGACAUUCUUGUCCAGAGCGACUUACAGGAGCCAUUAGGGUUAAGUGCUCAAGGGCACGUUGACAGAUGUUUCACCUAGUCGGCUCAGGGAUUCAAACCAGCAACCUUUUAGUUACUGUCCCAACGCUCUUAACUGCUAGGCUACCUGCCGAAGUUGCCCUAAAUGUCAAAUUUCAAAUAGUUUUUGACACCCUGGGAUUACUCCCCCUGCUCAGUAUCAUUCCGUUUCUCCAAAUGUCAAAUUUCGAAGUUGCUCCAAACGUCAGAUUUAGAAGGUUAAGGGUUAAGGUUUUGGAUAGGGUUAAAACAUAAAGUUUAGGCACUAAUUCCAAAUUGUUAAGAUAAGAGUUAAAACAAAAAAUGAGUGCCCACCACUGGGAUCGAACACGCAACCUUUUGAUCCAGAGUAAUUGGAUUACACCUAUCCGCCACCCCCAAAGUUCUCAGGACAUGAAUAUACGUCCAAUUUCGAAGUCACUCUUGAGUGAUCUGCCUGAUCCAUACCUGCAUGUUGUGUAUGUUGUUCAUGUGACAGAAAGCUACAUUCAGAGAAACACACAACUACUGUGCACACACACGCACACACUCUGGAAGACACAUAUCCAGAGAUACCUACACAAACAACCGACCCCAGCGCACCCUGCGGCCAUACGGCCUAGGAGAGAUUUAUGGAGGCCUGUGGCGGCAGAUUGGCCUGGUGUGGAGGGGCCAGCUUGCCAGCACAUAGCUGACGUGAGAGCACGACACACACACACACAUACGCACAGACGCACACACACACGUACAGUGAGGGAAAAAGUAUUUGAUCCCCUGCUGAUUUUGUACGUUUGCCCACUGACAAAGACAUGAUUAGUCUAUAAUUUUAAUGGUAGGUUUAUUUGAACAGUGAGAGACAGAAUAACAACAAAAAAAUCCAGAAAAACGCAUGUCAAAAAUGUUAUCAAUUGAUUUGCAUUUUAAUGAGGGAAAUAAGUAUUUGACCCCUCUGCAAAACAUGACUUAUUACUUGGUGGCAAAACCCUUGUUGGCAAUCACAGAGGUCAGACGUUUCUUGUAGUUGGCCACCAGGUUUGCACACAUCUCAGGAGGGAUUUUGUCCCACUCCUCUUUGCAGAUCUUCUCCAAGUCAUUAAGGUUUCGAGGCUGACGUUUGGCAACUCGAACCUUCAGCUCCCUCCACAGAUUUUCUAUGGGAUUAAGAUCUGUAGACUGGCUAGGCCACUCCAGGACCUUAAUGUGCUUCUUCUUGAGCAACUCCUUUGUUGCCUUGGCCGUGUGUUUUGGGUCAUUGUCAUGCUGGAAUACCCAUCCACGACCCAUUUUCAAUGCCCUGGCUGAGGGAAGGAGGUUCUCACCCAAGAUUUGACGGUACAUGGCCCCGUCCAUCGUCCCUUUGAUGCGGUGAAGUUGUCCUGUCCCCUUAGCAGAAAAACACCCCCAAAGCAUAAUGUUUCCACCUCCAUGUUUGACGGUGGGGAUGGUGUUCUUGGGGUCAUAGGCAGCAUUCCUCCUCCUCCAAACAUGGCAAGUUGAGUUGAUGCCAAAGAGCUCGAUUUUGGUCUCAUCUGACCACAACACUUUCACCCAGUUCUCCUCUGAAUCUUUCAGAUGUUCAUUGGCAAACUUCAGAUGGCCCUGUAUAUGUGCUUUCUUGAGCAGGGGGACCUUGCGGGCGCUGUAGGAUUUCAGUCCUUCACGGCGUAGUGUGUUACCAAUUGUUUUCUUGGUGACUAUGGUCCCAGCUGCCUUGAGAUCAUUGACAAGAUCCUCCCGUGUAGUUCUGGGCUGAUUCCUCACCGUUCUCAUGAUCAUUGCAACUCCACGAGGUGAGAUCUUGCAUGGAGCCCCAGGCCGAGGGAGAUUGACAGUUCUUUUGUGUUUCUUCCAUUUGUGAAUAAUCGCACCAACUGUUAUCACCUUCUCACCAAGCUGCUUGGCGAUGAUAUUUUAGCCCAUUCCAGCCUUGUGUAGGUCUACAAUCUUGUCCCUGACAUCCUUGAAGAGCUCCUUGGUCUUGGCCAUGGUGGAGAGUUUGGAAUCUGAUAGAUUGAUUGCUUCUGUCGACAGGUGUCUUUUAUCAGGUAACAAGCUGAGAUUAGGAGCACUCCCUUUGAGAGCGUGCUCCUAAUCUCAGCUCGAUACCUGUAUAAAAGACACCUGGGAGCCAGAAAUCUUUCUGAUUGAGAGGGGGUCAAAUACGUAUUUCUCUCAUUAAAAUGCAAAUCAAUUUAUAACAUUUUUGACAUGCGUUUUUCUGGAUUUUGUUGUUGUUAUUCUGUCUUUCACUGUUCAAAUAAACCUACCAUUAAAAUUAUAGACUGAUCAUUUCUUUGUCAGUGGGCAAACGUACAAAAUCAGCAGGGGAUCAAAUACUUUUUUCCCUCACUGUAUAUGCACAGAAAAGUGGCGGUCGGUGCCAUUUAAGAUGAAGGAGGAUGAUUUUUAUUUUCAUGAGCAUGGCCUUAUUUCUAUUACAGCAUAUUGGAUGACUGUCAUUCAUAUUCCAUUCACCCAGUUCAAUUUAAAAGCGAUAGGUUUAGGCUACUACAUGAUACUCACAUUUUCCAUAGACCCAUCAUGAGGUUUCCACAACCUAGCCUAUGAAUUAAUAUUUACAACGUAGGUGCAAACAGGUCGAGAGAAAAAUUAGAGGCGACAGACAGUGACACAUUCAAUACUGCCUUGCGCAUUCUGGCCUGCAUCUAGCUGAUCUAGGGUGUAAUCAUUAGUCCAACAGUGGCAAACAAGAGUUUCUAUUGGACAAAUCCAGGUAUGUUUAUCCCUGUUUCGUUCCUUUUGCUCCUGUUUAAGAAACGUUUUUCAACAGUAUAGGCAGAAUGAAUACACAAGUAAAUACAGUUCACUUUCAUAGCAGCUACGUUGUAUUCAUUCUCACAUCUAUGCACUCUCCUCCUCUCACCUUUUCUCUUCACUUGUGGACUUCAAUGCACAACACAUAAUCUGUAUGUGACCAGGCAAAAAACCUUUCCAAGCCAAACCAUAUACUAACCACUACACACAGCCUACAUUGUUGUCACCAUAUUAACUAAAGUAACGUCAUAGCCAAGAUAGCUUAUAGAACUAACAUGUUAGUAAACCCGCUACAAUCAUGCAUUAAAGUUACAGUGUACAGUCAGUAAGCUGUUUAGCACUUACACCGGUGGGCCCCGGUGGCAAUUAAUUAGUCAACCAAAAGCUUACCUUGACUUGGAAGAGUCCCAGUGUUUUGUUGGAUAGUCAUAGCCAGCUAACUAACAUAGCAUCACUCUGUUUGAGCAUGGUGUUUGAGUAGGCUAAACUAGCUAGCUACAUUUGCUAGCUAAGUAAGUGAAACUGAAAGUGAAAAAAAAUGACAAUCUCUCUAUCUCUCUCUUGCUUCUCCAUCAUUUUGGAAGAAAUUCAUUUGUUCAAAACUGUUCAACCAUUGUCUUUCUCUCUCUUUGCGUCAACUACUCACCACAUGUUAUGCACUGCAGUGCUAGCUAGCUGUAGCUUAUGCUUUCAGUACUAGAUUCAUUCUCUGAUCCUUUGAUUGGGUGGACAAUAAUAAUAUGCCAUUUAGCAGACGCUUUUAUCCAAAGUCAUGUGUGCAUAAUUUUUUUUUUUGUGUAUGGGUGGUCCUGGGGAUCGAACCCACUACCAUGGCGUUACAAGCGCCAUGCUCUACCAGCUGAGCUACAGAGGACCACAUGUCAGUUCAUGCUGCAAGAGCUCUGAUUGGUUGGAGGACGACCUCCAGAAGUUGUCAUAAUUACUGUGUAAGUCUAUGGAAGGGGGUGAGAACCAUGAGCCUCCAAGGUUUUGUUUUGAAGUACAAUCUACCCAGAGGAGGAUGGAAGCUAGUUGUCCUCCAGCUACACAAUGGCGCUACCCUACAGAGUGCUGUUGAGGCUACUGUAGACCUUCAUUGCAAAAAAGUAUGUUUUAAUCAAUUAUUUGGUGACGUGAAUAUAUUUAGGAUAGUUUUAUCUAAAAAGGAUAAAUUCACUAAGGAGGAUGGUCCUCCCCUUCCUCCUCUGAGGAGCCUCCACUGGCACAGAUGCACACACACAUACACACACACAUACACGCACACACAUACGCAUGGGGGCACACACACAUGCUUUCGCACACAUAGGCACAGAAACACAAACACACACAGGGAUAUGCACACACACACACAUACACAAGGGAGGGAGGGAGGGAGUAAGGGGAGACAGAAAGCGAGAAAGAGAGUGGGCAAGGAGAGGGCAGUCAAAGAGGGAAGGAGGGAUGCAGAAAUGAGUGAGUGAGAGGGAGAAAGAGGGGAGGAUGAGGGAGAGGGCAGGAAAAAUUAUCUGCAGUGAGAAAGGUGGAGAAAGUGAGCAAGAGAAAUACAAGGGAUGGUGAGAAGAGGAGGGGGAAGGAGAAACACACACACGGAAAUGUGCACACACACACACAAACACAUACGCACGCGCACACACACACACAGCUCCCAUGUUAUACAGUAAGCAUCCAUGUGUAAUUCCACUCCCUGUGUCAGAGUUCCAGUAGGUACUGACAGGGAUGGAUGAAAAGGAAAGGUGGUAGGAUGGAGGGAGAUAGGGUAUAGCGGGAGGAGGGGAAUGGAGGAGAGGAAAUGGUGGUAGAGAAGACUGGUGUGUGUGUGUGUGUGUGUGCAUGUACAUUGUGUAUGAGUGUGUCAGUGGCGGCGGUGGUGGUGGUGGUGGGGCUGUAGCUGUGCUAUUUGAUGUGGGCUUGGUGAGGGGCCAAGCAUGAACCCAGGAUUCUGGUAGGGCUUUGUUCCCAGCAGGACUGUUUCCUGCUCACAGCGUGUUAUAAGGCAGGAAUGGGGUGCGUGUGUGUGUGUAAUAUACCCAACGGUGGCUUAAACAACGUAUGUUCUACCCUCUUGUAAGAUUCCCAAGAUGAAGAGUUCUCUAAUGUGUGCUGGGGUGUCGCUGAUAGGUGCCUUAGCCAUAUUGGAUUCCAGUCCUGAUGGACUAUAUCAGUAUAUGCAUUUGAUCAGCUACAGUAUGUCCUAGAUCUGUCAUUGUCCUAUUGUACAUGGGGAUUUUCAGCACCUCUGUGUCCCUGCUGGGUGCUGGUCUUUACUAGAAGUGGACUGACGAGGUCAGGGUUCCCCUUUGUUCUCUAAAGUGGACUGGUCUGUGCUAAUUCUGUUCCCCCAUCCCCAACUUUGACAAAUUGGGUGUUGAGAGGUGUCGUGUUAGAAUGCUGUGGCUUUCAAUGCUGUGGCUUUCAAGAGUUAUUUUGCUCUCUCUGUCCUCCUCCAUCUCUCUCUCUUUUUCUUUCCCUCUGAUUCUUGCCCUCACCUAUUACUGUCUCUCAAAGCUCAAACUCUUAACUUGCCCUCCCCCUCUCCUCCCUAUCUUAAACUUUCUCUCUCCCUGCUUUCCUCUCCAUUUCACCAUCUCUCUUUUCCUCUUUCUCUCUCUCUGGUGUUGGAGACAAAAGGGAGUCACUGGGGGAAUCAGUGACUGUCAUUGAGGAGUGACUUUCGGACAAGUCACGUAUGUACGUGGCGGGCAGCGGCGUCCAUUGAUCUUUGAAAGUCGCCGCCACCAACCCCUCGCUAAUGUCGUCAAAGAGUGAUGGGCCUUCUGGCGGCUGACAGAAAAUGUCUGUUCCAUCUCAGACAACAAACAACAAUAAGCCUGCUGGAAAUUCCUAUACUACCUCCUCUUUGAAAUGGAUACUCAGAACAUUACAAAUAUAUCUCUGUUUUAUCUGUGCCUCAGGCCCUGCCCCAUGGAAAGAUUAUUCCAAAUACCUGCGCCGUUUAUCUGCCCCUGGAAUAGGCUUGCCCAGGGAACACGAGGAAGCCUAAAAUAAGACCCUCUAUUAUGGGACAGAACAUUGACUGAGGAGAGAGGGAGAGGAGAGAGGGAGAGAGUGGGGAUGUGAUGGGUGUAUUUUGGUGUGUCGUCCUGCCUGUGAAAGGGGUUGACGCGGGGGCGAUCGGUGGCUCCACCGACCGUAGCCUUUAUCUAUGAGAUAUGUGGGCCCCGCCGCCACUGUCAGCUGUUGUUCAGUGUGUGUGUGUCCGUGCGUGUGUGUUAAUCCUGAUUACAGAAACACUUUAACUCACUUAAAUUCUCUAUUAAUUAUUCUCUAUUCUCUAUUAACACUCAUAAACAUCUGACUAGCAUUGGAAAUUGACUCUUUAUACUGAUUCCACCUUAGGCUCAAUGUGUGUCAUGUGCAUUUGGUCCAUGACAUACACACAAAUUCAAUAGGUGAUUCACUAUUAACUAAGCAGAGGGAGGCUCUUUAUUUUUUCUUUAUUUUCUUUAUUUUUCCACACUUCCUCUCUUUCUUUCUUCAUCUAUCUCUUUCUUUCUUAUGUGGGAUCGGGUGACGGAAUGCGUCACCACCACCUCUGCAUCCCGUUGAUAUUUCCGUCAGCGGCUAAGUGUGUGUUAGCGUCACUGCCCAAGCUCCCCCAGUCAUUCACAUUGUUCCUGUGGCAGAGUGGAGAGGGCAGCGUAGCUGCCAUGCCACAGAUGCCAAAAUAGGAAGGAAUGAGAAGAAAUGAGCUCACCUCAGCCGCUCAUGAGAAAGAGGUGCCAGGUUGAGAGGGCAGGACUGGCAGGACGGGCAGUGGGCAGUGCCAAUGGUAACUCAUAUGUUAACUAUCAUAAUUACGUAGAAAUGAUGCCAAUGCGAUGGAAUUAAGAAAACGUGUCAGGACUAGGACCAGGGGUUUGUCCUGACCACCUGACCAGGAAAAACGUCAGGUCCAAGUUAAAACCUUAUUGUCCAUUAUUAGGGCCCAGAGUUUUCCCUUGUCAGGUCAUAUGGCUAGGAAAAACUCUGGGCCCUACCUCAUAACACAUGACCCUUAAAAAAGAGGCAAGUCACUUCCAAAAUAGUGCAUUCAUUCAGUAGCUGGUGUAGGAUCUAAUGUGUUUUGGCUGUAUUUUCUUAGUCUUCGUCAGACCCUCCAUGUUAAGGACAUUCUAAACAAGACAUUCUAAAGAUGUUAACAAGCAAGGUACUGUUUCUUAUAACAGGCAGAAGCUUCAAAUAUGUGGCCCACCAAACAUACUGUAGGUAAUGUUUGGUGCAUUCUUCAAAAGUGUUGGUAACCACAGUGCUAGUGAUUCAAAAAUACCAGAAGUACAACAAAUACUCACCCGAUUCCCCCUGUGGUUCCAAUGGCUCAGUGGGUAAGUCCUAGCAACACCAGGCUUAUGGGUUUGAUUCCCUCAUGGUCCCCAAAUACUGAAUAUACUAUAGUUGCCAAAAUAAACUCUGAGUCACUUUGGAUAAAGGUGUCUGCUAAAAUACCAUACUAUGACCGAUAUAAUGAUGGUACUAAUACUCACCAAAACCCACAUUCGCCCUCCCAUGCAUCCAUGCACCCCUUUCUCCCCACAGGGCUGAUUCAGCCAAGAUGACCCAGCGAGAGAUGCGAGAGCCUCACUAUCUUCCCACCCGGAAAAAGUCCACCAGCCUGUCAUCCCCGAGCACCGCCCGCCGCCUCUACAGGAACUUGUCGGGGAAGUUCCGUGUGGGCAACCUGCCUGGCCUGGAGGACAGUGAGGUGUCGGGACAGGGCGACAAGGAGCGCCUCCGCAAGUCCGCCAUGGUGAGGGACACAGGCUCAACACAGAGUCAAUACAGGUUUAAACACAGGCUCAACACAGGUGAGAUACAAGCGAGACACAGGCUCAACACAGACACACCACAGACUAAACAAAGACAUAACACAGGCUCAACACUGACACAACACAGACUCAACACAGACACAAUACUGGCUCAACGCAGACACAACACUGGCUCAACACAAGCCCCUAACACCAAAGUCAGAUGAAUUCAUGUAUACCAUUUUUUUAUCUCUGCAUCCAGUAUGAUAGAAGUUAGAGUUAGUUUUGUGAGCCAAUGCUAACUAGCGUUAGCACAAUGACUGGAAGUCUAUGGUAUAUACUAGCAUGCUAGCAGUUACCAUAGACUUCCAGUCAUUGUGCAAAUGCUAAUUAGCAUUUAACAUGUGUUUAUGUGUGUUAGUUCCAGAGCAACGAGGUGCUGUUCGAGGCAGUGGAGCACCAGGAGAUGGACCUUGUGCAGUUACUCCUGUCCCAGUACAGUCUGGAGGAGCUGGACCUCAACACCCCAAACAGUGAGGGCCUGCUGCCCCUGGACAUGGCCAUCAUGACCAACAACAUACCCAUGGCCAGGCUGCUGCUCCACGCAGGAGCCAAGGAGAGCCCCCACUGUGGGUACCUGUUCUGGCUGGCUGAUUGGCUGGCUGACUGGCUGUCUGGCUGGUUAUCUGUCUGUCUUUCUGUCUGGCUGUCUGUAUUUGUUCUGGCUGACUGACUGUCUGUUCGCCUGCUUUCCUGUGUGCCCACUUGCACGCCCGCUCCUUAGCUUAUAGGAUCAUAACAGUUGUUUAUUGAAGAAAAUAUGUGGCAUGUUCCAUCAUAAACCACAGUAUGAGUAGAAGGUGCCCUUUUGGUACUGAUUUAGGAUCAGCUUACCCUCCCCAAAUCUUAACCCUUAGAAUGCAAAACUGACUUUAUAUAUAUAUAUAUAUAUAUAUAUAUAUAUAUAUAUUUGUUUUUUGUAUUUUACCCUUUUUCUCCCCAAUUUCGAUCUUGUCUCAUCACUUCAACUCCCCAAUGGGCUCGAGAGGUGAAGGUUGAGUCAUGCGUCCCCCGAAAUAUGACCCGCCAAACCACACUUCUUAACACCCACCUGCUUAACCCGGAAGCCAGCCGCACCAACCCUCCCCUAACCCGGACGAUGCAGGGCCAAUUGUGCGCUGCCCUAUGGGACUCCCAAUCACGGCCGGUUGUGAUACAGCCCGGGAUCAAACCCGGGUUUGUAGUGAGGCCUCUAGCAAACCGAUGCAGUGUCUUAGACUGCUGCGCCACUCGGGAGGCCCACAAAACUGACUUUAGAUCAGUGUCUAAAGUGACUUCAUCCUAACUCUGGUAAGUAUGGCCAUCGUCACGGCAACUGUACCCACUUCCAUGGCAACCAGAGCAGCUGCCACAGCAACCACAACCAGCAGAACAACCAACCUCUCACGAUGCACCAAACAACAGCACGUUCCCAAACUAGUUUGACAAACUGCAGAGUAUGUCAAAGUUGGCAGAGAGAGAGAGGUGAAAAACACAAUGGCGCUAAGGGGGUGUUGUUUGUCAUCUUGAUGCGAUAUUAGUCAUCUUCAUAAGGCUGUUCUGCCGCCUGUGAUCUAGCAGCCUCCGCCGUCUCACUCUCUGCUAAUGAUUAGGCCUCACCGAGCUCUCCCAGACUAUUUGUGUUUGCACUCCCUUUCCAGAACCUAUCCAGACAUUUUAUAAAGGUAUCACCAAAUUGAAAACACUUGAGGGAAAGUGGUGUUUACUGAAGUUCGCUCUUUGAUUGCUCUCCGGAGCCCAAAUAACACAUGAAGAAAAAAGAGAGGGAUAGAAAGAGAGGGAGAGGGAGAGGGGGAGAGAAAUAAAGGGCUCUCCCGUUAGCCCUAGCCAGGAUACAGAGUCAGCAUUUUUAUAAGAGCAUUGUAAUCAAACUCCAUCUGAGGAGAAUUGAGAUCAAAGACAAUGCAGGGCUUUCGUUGGGCUUUGAAAGGAAGCCAUUGAUUCUGCUGUAGGAGACUUCACAGAGUCUGUCUGCGGCUCCCUGAGACAGACAGGAAACGAGACGUCAGAGCGACAUACUGUACAGAGACAAACAGAGAUAUAGGGAGACAGAUAUAGACAGGCAUAGACUCAUAGUGGUCCUGUGUGGCUGGUACAAGAAAGAGAAAUAACAAUGACACAUACUGAGACAUGCACAGGGGCGUCAUGCACCCCCAAAAUCUGAGGGGACACAAAGUACAUGAGGGUGGCUGUGGGGUGGUUCUCUGGAAGUUGGAGAAUUUUGCAUAUUUCAAACACCUGAAACAGCUUUUUCCUGCAACCUAGAGCCAUAAUAAUUUUGCUUAAUUCUAUGUAAAAAAAAAUAUGUCUAUUUUUCUGCAUAUCUAAGCAGACCUCUUGAGCUGUCUGUAUCCUCGACUGGUGGUUAUUUUUCUUUAAGAAACAAAAUAUUAUCCUCUGCAUCGCUGCUAAAAUCUGGGUAAAUGUGAGUCUUAUUCAGGUCAUUUAGUUAUUGUUUGCUUUUCUAGAGUCUAUCAACCUUGCCAGCAGGCAUGCCAGCGAAGAUAGUUAGGCAAGCUAGCUACUCUAACUUAUUGAUAACCUGAAAUGGCUUCUUGAUAGCUAGUUAUGAAGUUGGGAGAUUGGGAACCUACAGUUGAAGUCAGAAGUUUACAUACACUUAGGUUGGAGUCAUUAAAAUUCAUUUUUAAACCACUCCACAAAUUUCUUGUUAACAAACUAUAGUUUUGGCAAGUCAGUUAGGACAUCUACUUUAUGCAUGACACAAGUAAUUUUUCCAACAAUUGUUUACAGACAGAUUAUUUCACUUACAAUUCACUGUAUCACAAUUCCAGUGGGUCAGAAGUUUACAUACACUAAGUUGACUGUGCCUUUAAACAGCUUGGAAAAUUCCAGAAAAUGAUUUUAUGGAUUUAGAAGCUUCUGAUAGGCUAAUUGACAUCAUUUGAGUCAUUUGGAGGUGUACCUGUGGAUGUAUUUCAAGGCCUACCUUCAAACUCUUUGCUUGACAUAAUGGGAAAAUGAAAAGAAAUCAGCCAAGACCUCAGAAAAAGAUUUGUAGACCUCCACAAGUCUGGUUCAUCCUUGGGAGCAAUUUCCAAACGUCUGAAGGUACCACGUUCAUCUGUACAAAAAAUAGUAUGCAGUAUAAACACCAUGGGACCACGCAGCUGUCAUACCGCUCAGGAAGGAGGAGCGUUCUGUCUCCUAGAGAUGAACGUACUUUGGUGCGAAAAGUGCAAAUCAAUCCCAGAACAACAGCAAAGGACCAUGUGAAGAUGCUGGAGGAAACAGGUAAAAAAGUAUCUAUAUCCACAGUAAAACGAGUCCUAUAUCGACAUAACCUGAAAGGCCGCUCAGCAAGGAAGAAGCCAUAUCUCCAAAACCGCCAUAAAAAAGCCAGACUACGGUUUGCAACUGCACAUUGGGACAAAGAUCGUAAUUUUGGAGAAAUGUCCUCUGGUCUGAUGAAACAAAAAUAGAACUGUUUGACCAUAAUGACCAUCGUUAUGUUUGGAGUAAAAAGGGGGUUACUUGCAAGCCGAAGAACACCAUCCCAACCGUGAUGCACGGGGGUGGCAGCAUCAUGCUGUGGAGGUGCUUUGCUGCAGGAGGGACUGGUGCACUUCACAAAAUAGAUGGCAUCAUAAGGAAGGAAAAUUAUGUGGAUAUAUUGAAGCAACAUCUCAAGACAUCAGUCAGGAAGUUAAAGCUUGGUCGCAAAUGGGAAGUGACCCUGUAUAUACUUACUUUCUCGUGUUCUUCUUAUUUUUAUUUAUCUUACUAUGUUAUUUUUAGUACUACAUUGAUAUUGAUUACUGCAUUGUUGGGUUUAGAGCUUGAAAGAAAGGCAUUUCACUGUACUUGUGCAGGUGACAUUAAAACUUGAAACUAGUGAUGUGGACACCUAGGAACUUGAAGCUCUCAACCCGCUCCACUAUAGCCCCGUCGGUGUGAGGGAGAGGUUGUUGUCCUGGCACCACACUGCCAAUUCCCUGACCUCCUCACUAUAGGCUGUCUCAUCGUCGUCGGUGAUCAGGCCUACCACGGUCGUGUCGUCAGCAAACUUAAUGACGGUGUUGGAGUCAUGCGCGGGCAGGACAGGAGGGGACUAAGCAUGUGUCCCUGAGGGGCCCCCGUGUUGAGGGUCAGUGUGGCGGAUGUGUUGUGGCCUACCCUCACCACCUCAUGCAUGAAGACACACUUAAGCCAAAGUGAGACACAGUGACAUACUGAAAUCCACUUUGAGUCAGGGAGACUGAGAUAGAUACUGAGUCAGGCUGAGAUAGGUACUGAGUCAGGCUGAGAUAGAUACUGAGUCAGGCUGAGAUAGAUACUGAGUCAGGCUGAGAUAGAUACUGAGUCAGGCUGAGACAGAUACUGAGUCAGAUCUAGAAUAACUUCGUUAUACCUCAGAACCUUACAGCACUGACAAACUGUUUCCCCAUCAUAGUGUGUGUCCCAUUGAAAUCCCUGCUCAACAGAGGAACCAAACCCCGCCCGGCCACACUUUUCUCUGACAUUUUAACUCUCAAUUAUGUCACCCUUAAAGAGUGACUGCGCAGUUAAAUGGGCUUUAAUUAGGAAUUUGCAUUAGUGCCUCUGACAAACAAAGACAUUGAAAAGGCUAGAGGGUUAUACCAGUGGAUUACGGGAAAAUAGGAGGUUUUCUUAGAAUUAUUGUUUCUCAUUUUCUGAGGGAAGAGCAAUAUGUUGAAGAAAUGAAAAAAAGGAUAUCUGCACGAAGCGCAUGGCUGAUAAUGUAAUGUGUUGAUCGCCUCAGCGAUUCUAGUGUUAAUAUAAAUUACAACUGUGUGUUGUUGUGCCCUGCAGUCGUGAGCCUGGAGGGCCGUGCUGUGCACCUGGCCACAUUGGUCCUUGAGGCAGAGGAGCGCGUGGGGGACCUGCAGGCCCAGAUGUGGAGUGAGGGCCCCAGGGAGCGGGAGGCAACGGACCAUGAGAUGCAACUCAAGGCCUGGGAGUGGAGGCACCGGCUCUUCAAACGCAUGCAGACGGGCUUUGAGCAUGCCAGUCAGUAGACACACACACACAAACACACACACAAACAUGCAGACCCAAACACAAGCCAAAACACACAUAAUACACGCACAGGGGCACUACCUUGUGCCACUUAAUUGUAAAAUAUGCUGUGUAUGUGUGUGUGUGUGUGACAUUAUACAUUUUUGAGCCAGAGAUCAUGUGCUCAGCUCCACUUGAAGUACAGUUGCUGCCCAGAUCUUUCCAGCAUUGCCUUGAUUUAAAAUGUUCUGUUAUUUUUUGGGUGGCAUUCUGUCUGGGCUGAGCUGUUAAUGGGUUCCAUGUUGUUACGGCUGGGACAGAGCUGGGUGUGUGUGUGUGUGUGUGUGUGUGUGUGUGUACACUACCAGUCAAAAGUUUGGACACACCUACUCAUUCAAGGGUUUUUUCUUUUUACUAUUUUUUACACUGUAGUAUAAUAGUGAAGACAUCAAAACUAUGAAAUAACACAUAUGGAAUCAGGUAUUAACCAGAAAAGUGUUAAACAAAUCAAAGUAUAUUUUAUAUUUGAGGUUCUUCAAAUAGCCACCCUUUGCCUUGAUGACAGCUUUGCACACUCUUGGCAUUCUCUCAACCAGCUUCAUGAGGUAGUCAUCUGGAAAGCAUUUCAAUUAACAGGUGUGCCUUCUUAAAAUUUAAUUUGUGGAAUUUAUUUCCUUCUUAAUGUGUUUGAGCCAAUCAGUUGUGUUGUGACAAGGUAUGGGAGGGUAUACAGAAGAUAGCCCUAUUUGGUAAAAUACCAAGUCCAUAUUAUGGCAAGAACAGCUCAAAUAAGCUAAGAGAAAUGACAGUCCAUCAUUACUUUAAGACAUGAAGGUCAGUCUAUAUGGACAAUUUCAAGAACUUUUAAAGUUUCUUCAAGUGCAGUCUCAAAAACCAUCAAGCGCUAUGAUGAAACUGGCUCUCAUGAGGACCACCACAGGAAAGGAAGACCCAGAGUUACCUCUGCUGCAGAGGAUAAGUUCAUUAGAGUUACCAGCCUCAGAAAUUGCAGCCCAAAUAAAUGCUUCACAGAGUUCAAGUCACAGACACAUGUCAACAUCAACUGUUCAGAGGGGACUGUGUGAAUCAGGCAUUCAUGGUCGAAUUGCUGCAAAGAAACCACUACUAAAGGACACCAAUAAGAAGAAGAGACCUGCUUGGAACACGAGCAAUGGACAAUAGACCGGUGGAAAUAUGUCCUUUGGUCCGAAUUUGAGAUUUUUGGUCUUUGUGAGACGCGGUGUGGGUGAACGAAUGAUCUCUGCUUGUGUAGUUCCUACCGUAAAGCAUGGAGGAGGAGGUGUUAUGGUGUGGGGGUGCUUUGCUGUUGACACUGUCUGUGAUUUAUUUAGAAUUCAAGGCACACUUAACCAGCAUGGCUACCACAGCAUUCUGCAGCGAGUCGCCAUCCCAUCUGGUUUGGGCUUAGUGGGACUAUCAUUUGUUUUUCAACAGGACAAUGACCCAACACUCCUCCAGGCUGUGUAAGGGCUAUUUUACCAAGAAGGAGAGUGAUGGAGUGCUGCAUCAGAUGACCUGGCCUCCACAAUUACCCGACCUCAACCAAAUUGAGAUGGUUUGGGAUGAGUCGGACGGCAGAGUGAAGGGAAAGCAGCCCACAAGAGUUAAGCAUAUGUGGGAACUCCUUCAAGACUGUUGGAAAAGCAUUCCAGGUGAAGCUGGUUGAGAGAAUGCUAAGAGUGUGCAAAGCUGUCAUCAAGGCAAACGGUGGCUACUUUGAAGAAUCUCAAAUACAAAAUAUUAUUUUAAUGUUUAAAACUUAUUUCGUUACUACAUGAUAGCUGUCUAUUUACCACCACAAACCAAUGCUGGCAUUAAGAUUGCACUGAAUGAGUUGUACAAGGCCAUUAAUCAACAGGAAAACGCUCAUCCAGAUGCAGCGCUCCUAGUAGCAGGGGACUUUAAUGCAGGGAAACUUAAAUCCGUUCUACCUAAUUUCUACCAGCAUGUUAAAUGUGCAACCAGAGGGGAAAAAACUCUAGACCACCUUUACUCCACACACAGAGACGCAUACAAAGCUCUCCCUCGCCCUCCAUUUGGCAAAUCUGACCAUAACUCUAUCCUCCUGAUUCCUGCUUAUAAGCAAAAACUGAAGCAGGAAGCACCAGUGAUUCGGCUAAUAAAAAAGUGGUCAGAUGACGCAGAUGCUAAGCUACAGGACUGUUUUGCUAGCACAGACUGGAACAUGUUCUGGGAUUCUUCAGACAGCAUUGAGGAGUACACCACAUCAGUCACUGGCUUCAUCAAUAAGUGCAUCGAUGAUGUCGUCCCCACAGUGACCGUACGUACAUACCCCAACCAGAAGCCAUGGAUUACAGGAAACAUCCGCACUGAGCUAAAGGGUAGAGCUGCCGCUUUCAAGGAACGGGACUCUAACCCGGACGCUUAUAAGAAAUCCCGCUAUGACCUCCGACGAACCAUCAAACAGGCAAAGAGUCAUUACAGGUCUAAGAUUGAAUCAUACUACACUGGCUCUGACGCUCGUCGGAUGUGGCAGGGCUUGAAAACUAUUACAGACUACAAAGGGAAGCACAGCCGCGAGCUGCCCAGUGACACAAGCCUACCAGACGAGCUAAACCACUUCUAUGCUCGCUUCGAGGCAAGCAACACUGAAGCAUGCAUGAGAGCACCAGCUGUUCCGGACGACUAUGUGAUCACGCUCUCCGUAGCCGAUGUGAGUAAGACUUUUAAGCAGGUCAACAUUCACAAGGCCGCAGGGCCAGACGGAUUACCAGGACGUGUACUCCGAGCAUGUGCUGACCAACUGGCAAGUGUCUUCACUGACAUUUUCAACAUGUCCCUGACUGAGUCUGUAAUACCAACAUGUUUCAAGCAGACCACCAUAGUCCCCGUGCCCAAGAACUCUAAGAUAACCUGCCUAAAUGACUACCGACCCGUGGCACUGACGUCUGUAGCCAUGAAGUGCUUUGAAAGACUGGUCAUGGCUCACAUCAACAGCAUAAUCCCAGAAACCCUAGACCCACUCCAAUUUGCAUACCGCCCCAACAGAUCCACAGAUGAUGCAAUCUCUAUCGCACUCCACACUGCCCUUUCCCACCUGGACAAGAGGAACACCUACGUGAGAAUGCUAUUCAUUGACUACAGCUCAGCAUUCAACACCAUAGUGCCCUCAAAGCUCAUCACUAAGCUAAGGAUCCUGGGACUAAACACCUCCCUCUGCAACUGGAUCCUGGACUUCCUGACGGGCCGCCCCCAGGUGGUAAGGGUAGGUAACAACACAUCUGCCACACUGAUCCUCAACACGGGGGCCCCUCAGGGGUGCGUGCUCAGUCCCCUCCUGUACUCUCUGUUCACCCAUGACUGCAUGGCCAGGCAUGACUCCAACACCAUCAUUAAGUUUGCCGACGACACAACAGUGGUAGGCCUGAUCACCGACAACGAUGAGACAGCCUAUAGGGAGGAGGUCAGAGAUCUGGCCGUGUGGUGCCAGGACAACAACCUCUCCCUCAACGUGACCAAGACAAAGGAGAUGAUUGUGGACUACAGGAAAAAAAAGAGGACUGAGCACGCCCCCAUUCUCAUCGACGGGGCUGUAGUGGAACAGGUUGAGAGCUUCAAGUUCCUUGGUGUCCACAUCACCAACGAACUAUCAUGGUCCAAACACACCAAGACAGUCGUGAAGAGGGCACGACAAAGCCUAUUCCCCCUCAGGAGACUAAAAAGAUUUGGCAUGGGUCCUCAGAUCCUCAAAAAAUUCUACAGCUGCACCAUCGAGAGCAUCCUGACUGGUUGCAUCACCUCCUGGUAUGGCAACUGCUUGGCCUCUGACCGCAAGGCACUACAGAGGGUAGUGCGUACGGCCCAGUACAUCACAGGGGCAAAGCUCCCUGCCAUCCAGGACCUCUAUACCAGGCGGUGUCAGAGGAAGGCCCUCAAAAUUGUCAAAGACUCCAGUCACCCUAGUCAUAGACUGUUCUCUCUGCUACCGCACGGCAAGCGGUACCGGAGUGCCAAGUCUAGGUCCAAAAGACUUCUCAACAGCUUCUACCCCCAAGCCAUAAGACUCCUGAACAGCUAAUCAUGGCUACCCGGACUAUUUGCACUGCCCCCCCACCCCAUACUUUUUAUGCUGCUGCUACUCUGUUAAGUAUUUAUGCAUAGUCACUUUAACUCUACCCACAUGUACAUAUUACCUCAACUACCUCAACUAGCCGGUGCCCCCGCACAUUGACUAUGCAACGGUACCCCCCUGUAUAUAUAGCCUCCCUACUGUCACUUUAUUCUAUUGUAUAUAUAGCCUCCCUACUGUCACUUAAUUUUUACUUCUGCUCUUUUUUUCUCAACACUUUUUUGUUGUUUUAUUCUUACUUUUUUGUUUAAAAUAAAUGCACUGUUGGUUAAGGGCUGUAAGUAAGCAUUUCACUGUAAUGUCUGCACCUGUUGUAUUCGGCGCAUGUGACCAAUAAAAUUUGAUUUGAUUUGAUUUGAUUUGAUUUGAUUGAUUUGAUUUGAUUCCAUAUGUGUUAUUUCACAGUUUUGAUGUCUUCACUAUUAUUCUACAAUGUAGAAAAUAGUAAAAAUAAAGAAAAACCCUUGAAUGAGUAGGUGUGUCCAAACUUUUGACUGGUACUGUAUUGUAUGUGUGUGUGUGUGUAGUGUGUAUGCGCAUGCGUGUGUGUUUGUGCGUAUGUGUGUGUAUAUAUCAGUUGAGGCUCCUCAGUGGAGGCAGGGAUUGACCAUCCUCCUCAGUGAAUUUCAUAAAAAUAAGAAUAGUGAAACAUUUAAAAAGUGAUCCUUUUUAGAUAAAACUAUACUAUCAAUAUAUUCACGUCACCAAAUAAUUGAUUAAAAUGUACUGUGUUGCAAUGAAGGUCUACAAUAGCCUCAACAGCACUCUGUAGGGUAGCACCAUGGUGUAACCGGAGGACAGCUAGCUUCCGUCCUCCUCUGGGUACAUUGACUUCAAUACAAAACCUAGGAGGCUCAUGGUUCUACCCCUUCCAUAGACUUACACAGUAAUUAUGACAACUUCCGGAAGACGUCCUCCAACCUAUCAGAGCUCUUGCAGCAUGAACUGACAUGUUGUCCACCCAAUCAAAGGAUCAGAGAAUUAAUCUAGUACUGAAAGCAUAAGCUACAGCUAGCUAGCACUGCAGUGCAUACAAUGUGGUGAGUAGUUGACUCAAAAAGAGAGAAAGACCAUGGUUGUACAGUUUUGAACAAAUUAAUUUCUUCAAAGAUGAAGGAGAAGCAAGAGAGAGAGAAAGAGAGGGAUAAAGAGAGAGAUAUUUCAUCAUUUAUUUUAACUUUCACAUACUUAGCUAGCAAAUGCAGCUAGCUAGUUUAGCUUACUCAAACACCCGGCUCAAACAGAGGCAUGCUACGUUAGCUAGCUGGCUAUGACUAUCUGACACAACACUGGAACUCUUCCAAGUCAAGGUAAGCUUUUGGUUUUACUCAUUUAUUGCCACCGGAGCCCGCCGGUGUAAGUGCUAAACAGCUUACUGACUGUACACUGUACUGCAUUAUUGUAGUGGGUUUACUAACGCGUUCGUUUUAUUAGCUAUGUUGACUAUGAUGUUACUUUAGCUAAUAUGGUGACAACGAUGUAGGUUAUGUGUAGCGGUUAUGAUAUGGUUUGGCUUGGAACGUUUUUUUGGUCACAUACAGCUGAUGUGUUGUUCAUUGAAGUCCACAAGUGAAGGCAAAAGGUGAGAGGAGGAGAGUGCAUAGAUGUGAGAAGGAAUACAACGUGGCUGCUAUGAAAGUGAACUGUGUUUACGUGUGAUCAGGGGUGCAUCCAAUUCUGUUGAAAAAUGUUUCUUAAACGGAAGCAAACAGAACGCAACAGGGAUAAACAUGCCUGAAUUUGUCCAAUGGAAACUCUUAUUUUCAACUGUUGGACUAAUGAUCCUGUUGGACUAACAUCCUAGAUCAGCUAGAUGCAGGCCAGAGUGUGCAAGAUUUUAUUGAAUGUGUCACUGUCUGUCCUGUGUUGCUGUCUGUCACCUUUGUCUCUCGACCUGUGUGCACCAAGUUGGAAACUUUAAUUCAUAGGCUAGGUUGUAGAAACCUCAUGAUGGGUAUAGGGAAAAUUUGAGUAUCAUGUAGAAGGCUCAACCUAUCGAUGUUACUUUGAACUGGGUGAAUGGAAUAUGAAUGACAGUCAUCCAAUAUGCUGCAAUAGAAAUAAGGCCAUGCUCAUGAAAAUAAUCGUCCUCCCUCAUCUUAAACGGCACCGACCGCCACUGGUGUAUGUAUACAGUACAUACAUGCAAGUGUACACAUGCGUGUGUGUAUGAGUGUGUAGUCAUAUGUUUGUGUGUGUGCUCGCAUAUGAGUGUGUGUCACCACUUCCGCCGAGGCUGCCUGCCCUCCUUGUUCGGGCAGGCUUCGGCGUUCGUCGUCACCGGAGUACUAACCACUGCCGCCCCAAUCAUCAUCACAAUUGUCUUGUCAAUCACACACACCUGGUUCUAUUCCCCUAAUUAGUCCGUGUAUAAGUGUUCCCUCUGCCCCUUUGUCCUUGUGGGUGGUUGUUUAUUUGUGGAGGUUAGUGAUGCUCGGUGGAGCACGUGUAUUGUGUAUCGACGGGAGUAUUUUUCCCGUAUGCCUUGUAUUUUCCAGCGCGCCUGUUUAGUGCCCUGGAGUGUGUUUGACGCAUUUCUGCGUAAACCUGUAUUUUGCAGAUUAAAGCCUGUUAUUCUGUGAUUUACCCUCCUGCACCUGACUCCUUCAUCACCACCUCAUCACAGUGUGUGUAGCGCGUCUGUGUUCUCUCUUUGACGUUUUAUAGGCAUUUCAUGACAUGCGUGGUAGUAGGUAGACCGGCAGCCCCCUUACACCCGAAUCAAUCAUUACUCUACAUACUCCGUGCUUUUAUGACCGGAUGGCUUUUGUAGUACAGUAGUGAAAUUAUUCAGAUAGUGUAAGAUGCAUGUUAUGAUUAUGAAUAAAGAAAAAUACGUCUGAGUUAUUGAACACUGUAUGUAACUGUUUUACUGUAAGUAGACUGAUGAAUAAUUAUGAAUGUGGGAUAUCAAUUUAGUUUAUCUUGAUUUAACCACGAUAGUCCGCACAGCAAAACUUUUCACUGUUUUCCAGGGAGUGCUGGGUAUGUGAUAUAUUAUGAAAUUAUUAACACUUUUUGACAGCACUGACUGACUGUGAUGGCAUGAAUAACAUUGUUGAAGCCUUAAAAAGUAAACAAUAGCACAUAAUAUAAAGAUGUCUGUCUGUCUGUCCGCAGGCCCUCCGGAUGCUCCCAGCUUUGUCCGUUUGUCUGUCAGUAGCAGCUCCUGUCUGAGGGUGGACUUCCAGGAGCCUCUCAGUGUCAACUCUGCAGUGGUCACCAAGUACAAG